Leptinotarsa decemlineata (Colorado potato beetle) is the source of this 967-nucleotide messenger RNA. RefSeq lists its product as uncharacterized. NCBI's taxonomy places the organism in Eukaryota, Metazoa, Arthropoda, Insecta, Coleoptera, Chrysomelidae. Gene Ontology annotation, biological process: sensory perception of smell; detection of chemical stimulus involved in sensory perception of smell. Gene Ontology annotation, molecular function: odorant binding; olfactory receptor activity. Gene Ontology annotation, cellular component: plasma membrane. The record is from RefSeq and is a predicted model, not a curated record.
AUUUGGCUCAAAUUCUUCAUUCUCACUACGAAGAGGGAAAAAAUAAAGCAAGUGAUCAACGACACCCAACUAUUCUGGAAAAAAGAUCCGGAGAACAGCCAGAAUCAACAACAACUGAAGUAUCUUGCUAAAUUCGAAAGGAUAUUUUUAUCAUACAUAGGUUGCAGUACUUGCAUGUUUUUGUUCAAACCCCUAUUGGUGGAAGGGACAACUAUCUACUACUAUUAUAGAAUACCGCAGAUUCCAUUUUCUGUAUCGUAUGCCAUAGAAUUUUAUGUGACACUCGUAACUAUGUCCAUGGUUAUAGCCGUCAACUUAUUCAUUGCGAUCGUUAUCGUACUAGGAGCCGGCCAAUUCAGUAAUUUGAAUGCAAACAUAAGACAACUUGACUGUAGUAAAGCCGAAGAAAAUGAAGAAGCAAUGAAAAUCUGUAUUUUGGAAAUCAACGAAAACGUCAUAUAUCACCAAUUCCUCAUUAGGUAUGUGAGACGACUGGAUGAUAUAUUUUCCAUGAUGUUCGUAGUUCUAAUCGGGAUAAUAACUGCAUUGCUCUGUAUGAAUAUGUAUGUCCUAUCCCUGCCGCAUACAACCGUAGUGGAUAUGAUUCGUUGUGGAACUAUGGUGUGUGCGUUCAAUAUCGAAUUUUUAUUACUAUACGGUGUUCCUGCACAGAGACUGAUGGAUGAGGCUGAAGAAGUGGCAAAUUCUGCCUUUUAUCACUGUGAGUGGUACCUUCCCAAUAUAAUACCUGCGAGAAAAGCUCUAACCUACAUGAUACAUCGAAGUCAAACAUCGGUAUGUUUAUCAGCGAUGGGAUUUAUUGACAUCAACAGACAAACCAUAGUGGCGAUGCUGAAAACUGCUUACUCAUUCUUCACAUUUCUUCAAACGGUUCAACCGAGCGAUGGAUCGAAUAAAUAAUUCAAAUUCAGUAAACACGUUUUGUAGUUAGAUAUCCACUGUUUUU